Messenger RNA from Trichomycterus rosablanca, 1232 nucleotides. Its product is annotated as protein C10-like. Bases 115 to 483 code for a protein of 122 amino acids. Gene Ontology annotation, biological process: post-embryonic development. The transcript is spliced from 4 exons. The record is from RefSeq and is a predicted model, not a curated record. Lineage: Eukaryota; Metazoa; Chordata; Actinopteri; Siluriformes; Trichomycteridae.
GUCGGAAUACGGGUGGGAUAAAGCUCAUAACCAUCUACUGGCUGUGGUGUGGGUACAGGAGAGGAUCGGUUCGUUCUAAACGUUUAAUAGAACCAUCAGUAUUAAAGGACCAGGAUGGCAUCAGCUCCUGCCCAGCAACCCACUCUCACUAUAGAGCAAACCAGAGUGGUCCUGAGCGAGGUGAUCCAGGCCUUCUCUGUACCGGAGAACGCGGCGCGGAUGGAGGAGGCGCGGGAGAGUACCUGUAACGACAUGGGAAAGAUGCUGCAGCUGGUCCUGCCCGUCGCUACGCAGAUCCAGCAGGAGGUCAUCAAGUCCUACGGCUUCAACAACGAAGGGGAAGGUGUGUUGAAGUUUGCCCGGGUGGUGAAGAUGUACGAGUCUCAGGAUCCAGAAAUCGCCGCCAUGUCGCUCAAACUCAAAUCUCUCCUGCUGCCACCACUCUCGACCCCUCCCAUCGGUGGAGGAAUACCUGCGUCCUAAACCCCGCUCAGACACAUCGCCGUCUACGUCUCGUCUACCAGCCAUCAUACAGCGCGUUUACUAAAAGAUGCACAGACGCCCCCUCUCCCUAAGAUGACCUUUCAUUCAUUUGUACUGUCCAAGAACUACAACACGUUCCAGAUUUCUUUCAUUUUUAUUCCUACGUGUUCAUGAGUUUGAAUCUCAGCUCUGCUCAACGAUCGGCUCGUGUGAGGGAGGGGAUUCUUCAUAACUGCUGCAGUCACGCCCUCUGCUGGCUGAUCGAUGGUGCUGCACAGAGACGGGGGUUAUUGGAGAUCAGUGCGUGUGCGCGAUACGGAUCUUCCUGUAUGAGAAGAAGCGGUCAUUACUGCACGUUUCGGUCAGGAGUGGAGGUCUGCAGCAGUAGAGGGGAAACACCAUCAGGGCAUCGGAUACGACUAAAUUGGGAGGAAAAUUGAGGGGAAAUUGAUUCAUUUUCUUAUCUACUUGUCCAAUUAUGGUCGGGGGGACGGGUGCUGGAACCCGUCCCAGCUUUUCAAUGGGCGCAAGACACACGGUAACAGAAAGGACCCGGACCUCCACGCCUUGGGGGUCGAACCAAGGAUUUUUUUGCUGUGAGGCGACAGUGCUACCCACCGAACCGCCCGAGGGGAGAUUGUAUUUUAUAAAAAGUUUAAAUCCACUUAUGGAUCUUUUUUGUCUGUAAAUGUUUUUGUUUAUUAUUAUUAAUAAUAAUAAUAUUAAUGAUAAAAAUGUGUGACCAUCCA